Lodderomyces elongisporus is the source of this 402-nucleotide messenger RNA. RefSeq names its product 60S ribosomal protein eL14 (gene RPL14). The transcript has a single exon. Lineage: Eukaryota; Fungi; Ascomycota; Pichiomycetes; Serinales; Debaryomycetaceae. Gene Ontology annotation, molecular function: structural constituent of ribosome; RNA binding. Gene Ontology annotation, biological process: translation; ribosomal large subunit biogenesis. The record is from RefSeq and is a predicted model, not a curated record. Gene Ontology annotation, cellular component: cytosolic large ribosomal subunit; ribosome. Bases 1 to 402 code for a protein of 133 amino acids.
AUGUCUUCAGAAACCAUCGUCAAAUCACCAUCAUUCAGGACUGUUUCUGUUGGUACCGUUGUUCUCGUCAACAACAAGGACCUCGCCACCAUUGUUGAAAUUAUUGACAACAAGCGUGCCCUCAUUGAUGGACCAAAAAUCCAAAGACAAGCCGUCUCUUUGGCCAGAGUUGUCUUGACUCCACUUAGCUUACAAAACUUGCCAAGAGGUGCUCGUACUGCUACCGUCAACAAGAAAUGGGGUGCUUCAGACGUUGACUCCAAAUGGGCUUCAUUGGGUUGGGCUAAGAAGUUGGCUUCCAGAGAAAGAAGAAGAGAAUUGAGCGACUUUGAGAGAUUCCAAGUUAUGGUCUUGAAGAAGCAAAGAAGAUACGCAACCAAGAAGGCUGCUGCCAAAGCUUAA